Molecule: messenger RNA, 502 nt
Organism: Tauraco erythrolophus (red-crested turaco)
Lineage: Eukaryota; Metazoa; Chordata; Aves; Musophagiformes; Musophagidae
Source: RefSeq, a predicted model, not a curated record
CCUCUGCGCUCCCCGCAGGAACACCAUGGAGGCCCUGCCCGCCUGCCUGCUCAAGGACGUGUACCAGGAGGCUCUGGGCUCUGCAGUCAUCGGCAUUGACGAGGGCCAGUUCUUCCCAGACAUUGUGGAGUUCUGUGAGAUGAUGGCCAAUGCUGGGAAAACAGUCAUCGUUGCUGCGCUUGAUGGGACUUUCCAGAGAAAGGCUUUCGGGAACAUCCUGAACCUGGUCCCGCUGGCAGAGAGCGUGGUGAAGCUGAAUGCCGUGUGCAUGGAGUGCUACCGAGAAGCGUCCUACACGAAGAGGCUGGGAGCAGAGAGGGAGGUUGAAGUGAUUGGAGGAGCAGAUAAGUACCAUUCUGUCUGCCGAGCCUGCUACUUCUGCAAGCGGCCUCAGCAGCUUGGGUCGGAAAACAAAGAGAACGUGCCCGUGGGGGUGAAGCAGCGGGACGUGGCUGUCUCCCGGAAGAUCUUUGCUUCUUGACUGCUCAGCUCCUGCAUGGGG